This is a messenger RNA of Neohortaea acidophila, 1156 nucleotides long. RefSeq lists its product as uncharacterized. The record is from RefSeq and is a predicted model, not a curated record. The transcript has 5 exons. Lineage: Eukaryota; Fungi; Ascomycota; Dothideomycetes; Mycosphaerellales; Teratosphaeriaceae. The coding region runs from base 158 to 1084 and encodes 308 amino acids.
GCAAUUAUCUAGGCUGUCCAGGUGGGCCUUUGGGCCGAGCGAGAAUAUAAAGGACCAGUAGUCCGAUUCCUUUGCAUUGAAUGCUUUCUCGGUUUCGUCAUCUUUACUGUGUUUUCCUCCCUCUUUACAUCAAUACCAAGUAAACUCUGUCGACACAAUGGGCAGCCAAGGGACACCCGUCAUCCACUAUGACUAUGAAUUUUCCCCCGUGGGACAGAAGACCAAGCUUCUUCUGACUGCCGCCGGCGUGCCCUUUGAGCGAGUCGACCAGCCCGCCGUGUUGCCGCGCAAAGACCUCGAAUCGCUCGGGAUCACGUAUCGUCGCAUUCCGCUCUUGGCCAUCGGAAAGGACGUCUACGUCGACAGCGCGUUGAUCUUCGACACCGUGCUGGAGAAGCUGGCGAAGGGCAAGUUGCAGACGACAACUGCGGACAAAGCGUGGGAAGCUUGGGGCUAUGACACCUUCCAGGACGUCUUGACUCUGGCGCCGCAUGAGCUGUUGAGUGACGACUUUGUCAAGGAUCGCGAAACGAUUUUCCCCAUCCUCGCCCGUUCGGACUACAAGACCUUGCGACCCAGCGGCGUCGCGCAAUUUCAAGAACGUCUGGAGUUCCUGGAGAAGACGGCGCUGAGCAGCGGAGGCUACAUCAACGGCGACAAGCUGUCCGUGGCCGACAUCCAUGUCAUUUGGGGCGCGCGGUGGGCGUUGAACCCCAUGGACGGAGGCCCGCCUGGCCUCGGCAGCAGCAAGGAGGCCGGGCUCGGCAAGGAACACUUCCCCAAGGUGUGGAAGUUGAUCGAGAGCCUGCCGGCAUCGAAUGGACAGACGGUGGAUGCCGCCGAAGCCGCCAAGAAGAUUCAGAGCGCCAGCUUUACUGCGGACAAGAGCGGGGUGGCCAAGGGGGAGCCGACGGGGAUUCAGGCUGGGAAGCAGGUGACCGUGGACAGUCUGGAUGCGGCACCACAUAGCCAUCCACAGGCCGGGAAGCUUGUCUCGACGUCGAACAAGGAGAUUGUGCUGGAGUUGCCGAGUGGCAUUCACCUGCACUUCCCGCGGGUGGGAUACAUUCUACGAGAGGCGUAGGCCUGCUGGUCCUGGUGAAUGAGCUGGUUUCAAUAGCUUGGAUACGAGAAUGAAACAAUGAUGAUUCUUUUG